AUGGACAGUACGCGACUUGGAAAAGAGGAAGAUAGAUGCCCUAGAGAUGUGGUGCUGGAGAAUGAUGCUCGGGAUAUCAUGGACAAUUGGACAGAAUUCCGUACCAAUGUGUCGAUACUCCAGAAGCUCGGUGUCACUCAACAUUUAUCAACCGUAGUACAGUCGCGCAUACUGCAAUACUUCGGACAUGUCUCGAGGCGGGAUGACAACUCCAUAGAACGACAGGUCGUCCAAGGAAAAGUCGAAGGAACCCGAUCGCGUGGCAGGUCACCAAUGCGCUGGACCGACAAAGUGAAAUCAACAGUGGGAGACGGCGUAUGUGACUGCACCAGACAGUCUGCCAAUAGAGAGAGAUGGAGGGAGAUCGUGCGGAGAGUUGUAGCCGCCUCUACAACCGAAGUGAACGUGACCACGAAUGCUCUGCCAAGAGCGUAA
Messenger RNA from Ostrinia nubilalis (European corn borer), 435 nucleotides. RefSeq lists its product as uncharacterized. Bases 1 to 435 code for a protein of 144 amino acids. The record is from RefSeq and is a predicted model, not a curated record. Lineage: Eukaryota; Metazoa; Arthropoda; Insecta; Lepidoptera; Crambidae. The transcript has a single exon.